Messenger RNA from Emericellopsis atlantica, 1519 nucleotides. RefSeq lists its product as uncharacterized. The record is from RefSeq and is a predicted model, not a curated record. The transcript has a single exon. Lineage: Eukaryota; Fungi; Ascomycota; Sordariomycetes; Hypocreales; Bionectriaceae. Bases 341 to 1342 code for a protein of 333 amino acids. Gene Ontology annotation, biological process: secondary metabolic process.
CCUUCAACCGCCUUACCCCGUACCACAGCAGCUUUCAUCGCGGAGCAUUGCCAGGAUAGGUGAGCAUCCUGGCACUUUGCCCCUAGGACUCAGUCCGCAUGCAGAGCUGCUAAUCUUAUUGAGAGCACUUCGCCCCUCCUUUGCGGCGUUGCGGAGUACCAGUCCAUGAGCGGACUUUGGGGGCUACGCCUCAGAGAUGGCACUCAACCAUACAAGUAUAUAUUCAUUGUAUCACUGCAUCAAUGAGACCAUGUUACCACAUUUGCCUCUCAGUUUCUCAUGAGUCUCUUUACUUUUUCAAUACCUGACAACAGAGCGUCUCAGUAUCUGCGUUGCCAAGAUGGUUCGUUACACUGACAUCAAAGCCUCCAACACACUCAUCAAUGACUCGACAGCUCCGCGCGUCGCCGUGUUCGUCGGUGGUACAUCUGGCAUCGGCCAAUUGACCAUCAAGGCUCUUGUCGCGACUGGUGCAAGCUCUCGUAUCUACCUCAUUGGACGCAAGAGCUCUCAGGACCGGGCGCAUGUUUUCAUCAACGAAUUGCAAUCCGCCAACCCCAAAGCGGAGGUCAUCUGGAUCGAAGGCGAGGUCUCCCUCCUGGCAGACGCCAAGAGAGUGUGCGAAGUCAUCAAGAGCAGAGAGAGCCAUGUCGAUCUACUCUUCCUCACCACGGGCUAUGCGCCCUUUGGACCGCGCGAGGAGACGACCGAGGGUAUCGAAAUCACGCUGAGCUUGGGCUACUUUUCGCGGAUGGUGUUUGUCUUGCAGCUUCUCCCUUUACUCCGAGAGGCGGAGGCGGCCAGGGUCGUCAGCGUACUGGGCGGUGGUCUGAUGGAGAGACCGACCAGCAUUGACCUGGAUGAUCUGGCGAUGGAAAAGCCUGGCAGCUUUGGGCCUAUCAAGUCCCAGAUGCUGUCCGCGACCAUGAACACGGCGACGCUGGAUAAAUUGGCGGCGGACAACCCUGGUGUGACUUUUAUCCAUUCCUACCCUGGCUGGGUGGACACGGGCAAUGCUAGGAGAGGCUUUGAGCCGAAUUCUUGGAAAGCCUGGCUCGCAUGGCUGUUUCUUGAGCCUCUGAUUCGCAUCUUCUCUUUCAGUGAUGAAGAGUCUGGUCAGCGGCAUCUAUUCAUGAGUACCAGUGCAUAUUACGGUGGUGGAGGCGUGCCGUGGACGGGCAAGGCUGGCGUGAACACAUUUGGGAAACUAGUGAAUGGUCUGUUUCUUGUCAACUACAGGAACGACUGUACGCUAAAUGCGGGUGUCCUGUCGGCCCUGCGGGAGAGGGCCACGGAAAGGAUCUGGAAACACACACAGGACGUUCUUGAACCGUAUUUGUGACACUGAAGUCGAGGUAGAGAGGGAACGGGGUAGGGAGCCUUUAUGUCACAAGUCACACCGUCUGCCACACUUGACUUCACCCGGCAUGCUCAAUCACAGAUGUAGUAUGCUUGACAACAACACAUCCCUCGAUGAAUCCGUUGAAACAAGCGCCGAAAGACUAAUGAAUAGAACGCG